GGGAGACUAGGUCAAUGUAAUACUUUUCCCAAACACGUCAAGACCUGUCCGAUCGUUUGAAAUGUAUUAUCACAAUCUUUUAUAUUAUAACUCGUGAAUGAUAACACGUACGAGACUUAAAACAGUUUCGAAGAAUUUCUUUCAUAACCAGUCAAAGCACACACACACACACCAUACACACAAACAAAUACGGCAACAAUUGGCCGCGCAUGCGUCAACGACUCUAUAUAUAUAAGGGACACGCGCGAAGUUUCCUCAUUUGAUUUCAAACUGUGGCUGUGUCAUAACAUUAGUCAUUAGUAAAGUUGUGUAAACAUUGGUUCAUAAAUCGUGUUUGAUAACUGUGAAGUGCUGAUAACGGUAAACGCCAUCAAAGGUAUCUACGGACUUGUGCGAACUCAAGUAAAAAUUCGCGGUUACGGGUGCCCCGAGUCACCAGAAAUUUUUGAAAAUUUGAAAAGUGUUAGAAUAUCAAGCAAGAUGUGUAAAGAUUCAGUGGUGGCUAUGACAACGGAGUCUUUCAGCAAAGUUGCCGCCAAAAGCUCCGCGGGUCAGUGCAUGGCCUCCGUUCUGCUCUCGGCCCUGUGCGAGCGCCGCCUCACCGUGGGGUUGCCGGCCGCCGUGCGCCACCUGUCCGCCAAGGGCGAAGCCCUGUUCGUGGUGACCUGCGGCGCGCCCCCCGGAGACAGCGCCACUCACAUGCUGGACGUGCUGCUGCGAGCCUUCUGUAUAGAGCACGACAUCCACGUUUUGGAGGUGGACUCGGAGCGUAAGCUGAAGCGUCUCCUGGGCGUCGAGUGUUCUUCGUCGGUGGGCUGUGUGGUGGUCCACUCGCCGUACGCGGACCCCUUCAGCGACAGCGCCGCCGCCCCUCUCUCCCCCAAUGAGCGGAGCCUGGUGUCUCUGUGCGAGGAGCGCUCGGCGCCGCCCCUGGUCCGUCUGCCGGAUAAGUGAGCAGCCCGGGGUCCGCUGGACACACUCUCUGACUGGACUGCGCACGAGACGUCCUCUCUCGUAGUUUGUGAUGGAUUGUUGAACUCUGUCUGCCCGAAAGGCUUGUUUUUUGUAAUAAACAAAAGUUGUCAAACAAUCUCCACGUCAUCUGUUUCCUAGAAGACGUCGAGCUCUGUAUAUGAAGUAGUGUGUGAUCAAAGUCACCGUAGAACGCUUUGUAUGUAUAUGUCACUAGCUCCUGCAACUGUCUGAACUUCAGAACUCUUUACUUAUUAAUACUGACAAGCAAAUGUCCAAUGAUUAGUCUACUGUAGUCUGUGGUUCAAUGUUUUGUACAUUUCUACAUUUCUUACAAUAAAUGAAUUUUAUAAUAUA
Molecule: messenger RNA, 1329 nt
Organism: Danaus plexippus (monarch butterfly)
Lineage: Eukaryota; Metazoa; Arthropoda; Insecta; Lepidoptera; Nymphalidae
Gene: Gadd45
Exons: 2
Coding region: 481-954 (157 amino acids)
Biological process (GO): regulation of cell cycle
Cellular component (GO): nucleus; cytoplasm
Source: RefSeq, a predicted model, not a curated record